AUGAGUGGCCGCAACGUAAACAAAGUAGAUGGAUCGCUUGUGGGCCCGGCUUGGAUGGUUCCACCAACCGAUCUACGCUAUCCGAUCCUGUCAGUUCGGGAGUCCACGCACAGCUUCCCAUUCAAGGGCAAGAUGCUUCAGUAUGACAUGACAUACUUAGGCAUGCCAUUGCAUGACGGUGAUGAUGACUUGGACCCUGCACGUUCGACGCCUGUGCUUAUGAAAGUGAUCAAGGGCCCAACUUUUGCUCUUCUGAUGCGCUCUGAUCUGCUGGCAGAGGAAUGGAAGGCGAAGAAGACUCUCAAGCGAUCGUAUCCAGGGCACGCGCAUGCGGCUGGCGAAGAGUCUUGGCCAUUAGGUGAUGACGCACUUGCAGAGUUUGGUUUGGCUCCGAAUGGGUCUGCACUUGCAGACCCUUCCAAUCGCCGCAAACGCGGCAAGAAUCUUGAUGCAUUGUCUCCCAGCAAGAAAAUGCGGGUCGACCCCGCGGCACGCCAUCUAAUUCGUUGA
Symbiodinium pilosum is the source of this 510-nucleotide messenger RNA. The record is from the annotation of a GenBank genome assembly. Lineage: Eukaryota; Dinophyceae; Suessiales; Symbiodiniaceae.